This is a messenger RNA of Fimicolochytrium jonesii, 3382 nucleotides long. Its product is annotated as armadillo-type protein. Bases 126 to 3008 code for a protein of 960 amino acids. Gene Ontology annotation, biological process: protein import into nucleus. Gene Ontology annotation, molecular function: small GTPase binding. Gene Ontology annotation, cellular component: cytoplasm; nuclear membrane. The record is from RefSeq and is a predicted model, not a curated record. The transcript has 8 exons. Lineage: Eukaryota; Fungi; Chytridiomycota; Chytridiomycetes; Spizellomycetales; Powellomycetaceae.
CGACAGACAGGGACCACGACUGCUACCGCCACCGCCAGCACUCAUACCAACGCUACAUUAUUCUUACAUGUACCGAAGGUCUCCCCGCGGACUCUGAGCGCAUACGACCCCUCGCCUGCUUAUCAAUGACCAUUUCGUCUCCUUUCGUUGGUCAAAACACAAUGUCGUCGAACGUUUCUCUCGAAGAAGUCCUUCGUGUCCUUCAAGUGCUCUUCGACCCAAGCGGCAGCGGCGACAGCAAAACGGAGGCCAACAAGUGGUUGGAGAGCUUUCAGAAGCUGCCCUCAGCUUGGGCAAUCUCAGAUCAGCUCCUCCAAUCGCAAACCCUGCCCCCAGAAGUGCGCCUAUUUGCCGCACAGACUCUCCGUCAAAAGAUAGAAUUUGACUUCACACAACUUGAGCAACCCAUACAAGAGUCCUUGCGGGACUCCUUGCUGCAUACACUUCACCGCAACCGACUAGGGUCCAAGCCUCUGGUCACGCAGUUAUGUCUGUCCUUAGCGGAUGUGGCGAUGCAGAUGUUCAGCUGGGAGGAUCCAGUCAAGCAAAUGAUCCAGACGUUUGGCAAGGACGUGGAGAUGGUUGGACCAUUGCUCGAGUUCCUGGCGUCAUUAGCAGAGGAGUUCACAUACAACAACAGGAUCCAAAUGGAUAAUGAUGAGAUCCACGGUCGAGCGGAUAAGAUAUUACGAGGAAAUGCGAGGGAGGUCCUCAAUCUACUGUUGUUCUUUCACGCAAACGCAGGCGGCAACACUGCACUGCGCCGUCACAUUCUGGAUUGUCUUUUGAGAUGGCUGCGGUCUGGCGACAUUGAAGUCGCGUUCCUAACGUCCACGCCCCUUAUUGGCGUGGCGUUCGAUGCGGUCAAUGAUGAAGAUCUUUUCGAAACAGCGACAGAUUUGAUUUGUGAGAUAUGUCGUCGAACGCGGCCGUCGAAGAAGGACAGACCUUACGAGGUCAUCAACGAAAUAUACCCGAUGCUUCUACCACUACGAACAAAACUGGAAGAGGAGAAGGACAAUCCGGAUGUGGUCAGAGAUUUAUGCCGAGUUUUCACGAAUGCAGCGGAGGCAUGGCCAGAUCUGAUCGUGGCGAACUACGAGAAGUUUGUCGAUGUGAUCGAGGGCUUGCUCGAAUGUGCGACCUCCGAAGAUCUGGAUAUCGUUAAAAUCACUUUUCGUUUCUGGGAGUCCCUGAAACUGGAAGUUCUCUUGGAAGUAAACGCAGCUUCACUGCCAAAGUUCCACCAAGUCUAUCAGAGGCUCAUCGACAUCAUCAUCCAGCAUUUGCACUACCCAGAGGACCUGCAAGGUUGGAGCGCCGAGGAGCGGGACGAGUUCCGUGACUUCCGUCAUGAAAUGGGAGACGUGCUGAAGGACUGUGUGCAAGUUCUCGGUGCUGAAGAUGCCCUCGCUAGGCCAUAUGCGAUGCUGUGCGCGCUUCUCGACGCGCGGAACAAUGGCGAGUUUGAUCCUUCCGUUCAAUGGCAACGGAUUGAGGCGCCGCUGUUUGCCUUCCGUGCCAUGUGCAGGGAGGUUCGAACCGAGGUUUCCGUGCUCCCGAAGCUGAUGGAGAUGAUACCGCAUCUACCCGACCAACCGAAGAUCAGAUAUGCAACGAUCCUGGUGAUUGGACGAUACGCGGACUGGACCAGUAAACAUCCGGAGUUCAUUUCGUACCAGCUGAACUUUGUGUUCAAAGGGUUCGCGGAUCCGGAAUGCACGGCGGCAGCCUCGCAAACGUUAAAGUUCCUAGGAGAAGCGUGUGCACCACAUCUAGUAAACCACCUCGAGCAACUUCAUCAGUUCUAUUCCGGAGCUAUUCAGACAAUGAAUCCUCAUGACGCUCAGGACGUCACAGAGGCGAUGGCAUACAUCCUUGCUGCUGUUCCUUUGAGCAAUCUCGGCGUGGCGCUACAAACGUUCAUCCACCCGAUGGCUCAACAACUACAUGCCAUUGCAGCGAAGGGGAAGCCUGCAAGCGAAGCUGAAGAAGAUGCAGCGGUGGCGGAGAGUGCUGCGGUUCUGCAUCAUCUGGGCACGAUGCUCAGGUAUAGCUGUCCGGAUUACAGCGAAUGGCCAGCAACUCAAGCACAUCCCGCCAUCCCCGUCAUUCAAGAAAUCUGGCCAGUUCUCGACAACACAAUUACGCUACUUGGGCAUGUCCCCGCUGUCUCCGAAAACUUCUGUCGCUGCUGCGCAUACCUGAUGAUGUCGUACAAGUUUCACCUCUUCCCGGUUCUCUCCCCAAUGAUGGCCAAGAUUGUCGAGAUGUUCAACAAGACAGGCUUCCCCAGCUAUUUGUGGGCGUCAUGGCGGUGUGCGAGGGAAUAUGGAAGCGAUGAUACCGAGGAAGGCAAAGUGGUUUUCGAGAUUGUGGAGACUUUGACGAAUUCGGUGUUUGUGAUCUUGCAGAGCAAGGCGAAUGAAUUGGAGUCUAUACCUGGAGUGAUUGAAGACUACUUCAAGCUCGUCCGUGAACUCCUCGACCAGUGCCCCCUCCUCUUCUUCCAAUCCCCCCUCCUCCCCUCGCUCUUCAACUGCGCCGGCGCCUGUCUUUCCAUCGAGCAGCAAGACGCCCUGCAUGCUGUUAUCUCCUUCACUCGCGAGCUCAUCCGCUCCGCCUCGCCAACCUCCCGGGCCCUCCCGACGCCCGUCGUCGACCCCAUCGUGCAGCUGCUUAAAGCCAACUCGCAAGUGUUAGUGGGGAAGCUCUUCCAUGGCUUGAUUUACACGUUCCCCAAGGAGCGGGAACUGUAUCUGGAUAUCGCGGUCAUGCUGAGGUUCUUGGCGGAGGCGGUUCCGGAUGAGAGUGCGAGGUCUGCGGAGGUGGUUGUCAGGCAGUUCCCUGAUGCCCAGUUGAGUGCCAAAGACAAGGAGGAGUUUUUGGGCAAAUAUGUUAGUGCCAUCAACGACCAUCGCGACGAGCGACGACUAGCCACGGUUCUUAGAGACUUCUCGGCCGGCUUCAGGAGACGAAAUCUGAUCAAUGACCGUCCCAAAGCUUAAACUGGAUAUCCGAAGGCAUCUUACACACCACUAUUACACAAGUACAGGAUAAAACGCUUGGGUGCAAGGGAAGGAAAGGGGUCCUCUAUCUGCGAUACGGCGGUUCGUUAAUAUCUCUUUUUCAUACUUUUGGGUAUUAUCCUCCUUACGGCGAACGUACAAAAGGCGUGGUUUGCUCCCCGAAAUCCUUCCCUGCUUUGUGCGAUACUCUAUGUAUUUACGAUCGACUACACUGAUGUUAGGCACUUGUGAAGGGGCCGUCUACUCCUUCCUACUUCCAUGCGAAAGACCGCAUGCCUGUAUCCCUAACCCUAACCGACUCCCGUCGCGUUGGGUCUGAGACUCUGAGCGUUAGAACUUCCCUGCGUGGAAAG